AUGCUGCUCCCGCAUCUCCGUCUCCAGCUCCCAAGUCAGCUCGGACCCUCUCCACAUAGUGAUAAAUGGGAGGAGUUGUUGAAGAGUGAGAUAUGGGAUAUAGAUGAUGGAAAUAAGAUUCUUCCGGCUCUAAAACUAAGCUACUAUCAUCUCCCUCCACAUCUGAAGCAGUUGUUUGCGUACUGCUCCUUAAUUCCCAAAGACUAUGUGUUUGACAAGAAUAAGUUAGUCGUAUUGUGGAUGGCAGAAGGAUUUUUGUCCCAAUCAAAAGGAAACAAGUCAAUGGAGAAUUUAGGUCAUGAGUAUUUUGAAGAGCUAAAGUCAAGGUCCUUUUUUCAACAAUCAACGAAUGACGAGUUAGGAUAUACGAUGCAUGACCUGAUAAAUGACUUGGCCACAAGUUUUGCAGGAGAGUUUUCCUUUAGAUUGGAUGGUGAAAUGGAUGUAUCCGAUGUCACAAAUGAAACUUUUGAGAAGUUUCGUCACUUUUCACUUGUAGGUCUAAGAUCUGGAUCAUAUAGAAAGCUCAAUGGAUUAGAAAGAGCUAAACACUUGCGAACUUUCUUACUAAUGUCUGUUUCUUGGAGAAACGAUAACUUUUUGGACAAGUUUCUUGAUAAAUUACUUCCUGGAUUACAGUUUAUGAGGGUGCUAAGUGUCGUGAGCUUGAAUACAAACCGUUACAUAUACCAACAGGUCACGAAGGUACCAGAAUCCAUUGGUAGUCUCAAGCAUCUACGGUAUCUUAAUUUUUCUUAUACUAAAAUCACAUGUUUGCCGGAACAGGUGAGUGACCUUUAUCAUCUACAAAGCUUGUUGGUUCAUCAUUGUAAAGAGUUAUCUAGCUUGCCAAGGAGUUUUGCAAAGUUAAUAAACCUGCGACAUCUUGACAUAAGUGAUACUCCGAAUUUGAACAAGUUGCCCUUAGGGAUUGGUGGUUUGAUGAGUCUACAAACUCUACCCAAGGUGUUUAUUGAAGAAGGUUACGGGUUCAAAAUAUCCGAUCUUAAGGGCCUAUCCGAUCUUCAAGGUCAACUUUCCAUUAUCGGGCUAGACAAAGUGGUAAAUCCAAUACAAGCAAAGGAUGCCAACUUACAUCAAAAGAAGGGUCUUGAAGUUUUGGAGAUGGAAUGGAGUGAUAAUGUGUUUGAUGAAUCUCGGGAUGAGACAAUUGAAUAUGAAGUACUUAAAGAACUAAGGCCUCAUCCCAAGUUAAAAAUCUUCAAGAUUUUAUAUAACAAGGGAACGAGAUUUCCUGGUUGGGUUGGCGAUCCCACGUUUGAUCAGUUAACAGAGCUUACGUUAUAUGGUUGUAGAAGUACACACUUACCAACACUUGGAUGUUUAGGGUCUCUUAGGACAUUGAUUGUUGAAAGUAUGAGUGAGGUGAAGACUGUGGGUUUUGAGUUUCAUGCACCUACAAAUUCGGUUAUUGGCAUUACAUUUCCAUCCCUUGAAGUUCUGAAAUUUGAAGAUAUGCAAAGUUGGCAGAGAUGGUCAAUUAAUAGUGGUGACCGACAUGGAACUCGUAGAUCAUUUCCUCGUCUUCACGAGAUCUCUAUAAGCAGUUGUCCAGAAUUAGCUGAGGUGUCAAUCGGAUUAAUACCUUCACUCCAGGUUUUAUAUAUAGAAGAAUGUUCCGAAGAGGUGUUAAAAGGCAUGGUUGGUGUGUCAUCAUCACUUGUUGAAUUGAAAAUAUGGGAUGUCAAAGGACUUAUUCAACUACACGGAGAAGAUUUAAUGCAUCUUGGGGCACUUGAACAUCUAAAUAUCAACAGUUGUGAUGAACUGAGAUACUUGUGGGAACGAGAAUCAGAAGCAUGGCAGAGUCUUGUGAGUUUACAGAAGUUGGAAGUAUCAUGUUGUAAAAAGUUGGUUGCAUCAGCCGAGAAAGAUAUUACUUGUGGGAUUACCAUGGAAUCUCUUAAACUGGUGAUGUUUAUUAUUUGUGAGACACUGGAGAGUUACAGUUGUCCAAAUAGUGUUGAGAGGUUGGAGAUACGACAUUGUGAUUCACUGACAUCCUUGACCUUCUCAGCAGUGCAGGAUCACGCAUCCCCUCUCACUGAAUCAAUAGUCAGUGAUUGUGAUAACAUCUCUCCAGAAAAAGACUUCGGUUUUCUCCCCAGGUCACACCUAACAUCUCUUGAGAUCAGUGGUUGCAAGAAUCUAAACUCAUUUCCUCAUGAGCAUUUUCAAAGUCUCACAUCUUUGGAAGAACUGUCGAUAGAAGUCUGUCCAAGUAUGGACUACUCCUUUCCUUGUGGAGUGUGGCCUCCUAAGUUAAGAAAACUAAGGAUAGGAUGCUUAAAUAAACCCAUGUCAGAGUGGGGCCCGCAGAAUUUUCCAACCUCACUAGUCCAACUAAAUUUAUAUGGAAAAAAUUCAGAAGUGGUUUCAUUUGUAGUGGCACACGAUGUGAGGAAUACUAUUACUACUCCUUCAUCCUCAUCAUCUUUUCUUCUUCCACCAUCUCUGGUUUCUCUACAGCUCACGGAUUUUAAAGAUGUGGAAUCAUUUUCAGGGGUCUUACCACACCUCACCUGCCUUAAAAGACUUGAUAUUUUCUCAUGCCCCAAGAUUACAGAUCUUAAGAUAACAUCCGGCCCAUCAAAUUUGACAAUAACAGUGUGGUAG
Molecule: messenger RNA, 2637 nt
Organism: Lactuca virosa
Lineage: Eukaryota; Viridiplantae; Streptophyta; Magnoliopsida; Asterales; Asteraceae
Source: the annotation of a GenBank genome assembly